UGAAACUCCAAGAAAAGUACUUCCAACAAAAUGGUGGCUUAAUGUUACAAGAACAUAUUUUGAAUCAGGGAAGGUCUAUGGAGACAAUGAAAAUCUUUAGUAAUGAUGAGCUUAAAAAGGCCACCAACAAUUAUGACGAGAGCAGAGUCCUUGGCAAAGGGGGUUAUGGAACUGUUUACAAAAGUGUAUUACCUGAUAACAAAGAGGUUGCCAUCAAAAAGUCCAAAAUCUGUGAUAAGAGCCAAAUCAAGCAAUUCAUAAAUGAGGUGAUUUUGCUUACCCAAAUUAAUCAUAGAAAUGUGGUUAAGCUAUUAGGUUGUUGUCUUGAAACAGAAGUUCCCUUACUCGUAUAUGAAUUCAUCACAAAUGGGACUCUUUCUGACCAUAUUCAUGAUAUAAGUCGGGCUUCUUCUUUUUCAUGGGAAAAACAUUUGAAGAUAGCAACAGAAACAGCAAGAGCCCCUGCAUACCUACAUUUUGAAACUUCUAUGCCAAUUAUACAUAGAGAUGUGAAAAGCACAAAUAUAUUGUUAGAUGAUAACCACACAGCAAAAGUGGCUGACUUUGGAGCUUCAAGGUUGAUAGCUCUUGAUCAAACAGAAAUAACUACCUUGGUGCAAGGAACUCGUGGGUACUUAGACCCUGAAUACUUCCAAACUGGCAAGUUAUUAGAAAAAAGUGAUGUGUACAGUUUCGGUGUUGUGUUGGCAGAGCUGUUAACAGGUGAAAAGGCAAUUUCUUCCUAUAGGCCUGAAAGUUACAAAAACCUAGCAAUGUUUUUUGUUUCUGCAGUUAAAGAAGAUCGUUUGCUUCACAUUCUUGAGGAUCACAUUGUCAAUGAGGUUAAUAUUGAGGCAUUAAAGGAAGUUGCUAAUCUUGCAGAAGGGUGCUUAAGGUUAAGAGGGGAGGAUAGGCCCACUAUGAUGGAAGUGGCAAUGAAGCUUGAAGGAUUGAGAAUCAUGGAAAAACAUCCAUGGGGAAAGGAUAAUCAAACCACAUAAGAAACAGAAUAUGUGCUCUGUACACCUGCAGUCCCUUUCAACAUUGAUAUUGGAGUUGGUUCUUCUGUAAGUGCAGUUAGCGGACCUGAUAACAUGAUAAACCAACUCUUGAAACCCCAAGAUGAUGGCCGAAAAUGAGUUAAGUCCACAAUAAUUGAUUUAUAUAAAUCAAUGAGAUCCAUUCAUGAACUUCUAUAAGCCUAUUAAUGUUGUGUAAUAAUGUUGUAGACUACCUUGUAAGAUUAUUCAGUACUUUUUUCUGGUUC
This is a messenger RNA of Juglans regia (Persian walnut), 1267 nucleotides long. Its product is annotated as putative wall-associated receptor kinase-like 16. The transcript has a single exon. Gene Ontology annotation, cellular component: plasma membrane. Bases 42 to 1001 code for a protein of 319 amino acids. The record is from RefSeq and is a predicted model, not a curated record. Gene Ontology annotation, biological process: cell surface receptor signaling pathway; protein phosphorylation. Gene Ontology annotation, molecular function: ATP binding; protein serine/threonine kinase activity. NCBI's taxonomy places the organism in Eukaryota, Viridiplantae, Streptophyta, Magnoliopsida, Fagales, Juglandaceae.